Galdieria sulphuraria is the source of this 1622-nucleotide messenger RNA. Its product is annotated as MFS transporter, sugar-phosphate transporter. The transcript has 3 exons. Lineage: Eukaryota; Rhodophyta; Bangiophyceae; Galdieriales; Galdieriaceae. The coding region runs from base 8 to 1540 and encodes 510 amino acids. Gene Ontology annotation, molecular function: glucose 6-phosphate:phosphate antiporter activity. Gene Ontology annotation, biological process: glucose-6-phosphate transport; phosphate ion transmembrane transport. The record is from RefSeq and is a predicted model, not a curated record.
ACCUAGGAUGGAUAUUCCCACUAAAACUCAAAUACAUUCUCAUUACCAAAAGAAGUAUUUGCACAAAAGCUCUGCUGCUUUCAUAGGCCUUUUCCAUUCUGGGAUGUCGUGGAAGAGUGCGUGGUCAAACAAAGUGAGAAGAAGAAAGCGUACGUGUAAAGUUGGCACACCAUACAAACGCUAUGAUUGUAACGAGCUUUUAAUGAGAUCGAGUGUAGAAGAACCGUACGAUAGAUUGACCGACAGGGCUUCUUUGGAAACUCCGCAAUCCUUUCGUGAUAAUAGCAGCGACGUCAAAUCGAAGUUAUUGGAAGGUGCGGAUGAAGAACUGGAUCGCAAAUAUUGGCACUGGAGAAUCCGUAUAUUCUAUUCUAUUUUUAUUGGUUAUGCGUUUUAUUAUUUCACGAGAAAUAGCUUUACGUAUGUGGCACCUGCCAUGAGAGUGGCUUUGGGCUUCAACUUGCAACAGUUGGGUGUUAUCACUUCUAUCUUUCCACUUGCUUAUGGCUUUAGCAAACUCGCUAGUGGUAUUCUUUCGGAUCGCUUUUCUACACGUCUCUUUAUGUCUACUGGCUUAGCUAUCACAGGAGUUGUCAAUAUUUUAUUUGGUUUAAGUUCCAAUUUGUAUAUUCUGUGCUUACUUUGGGCACUGAAUGGUGUAUUUCAAGGCUUCGGAGCUCCUCCUUGUGCACGGUUAUUAACUCAAUGGUAUAGUAGAAAUGAAAGAGGAACUUGGUGGGGUUUUUGGAAUACUUCACAUAAUACUGGUGGUUUUUUGAUUCCUCUUGUUGCUGGUUACUUUGCCACAAAAUAUGGUUGGAACUAUGGAAUGAUAGUUCCAGGUAUUUUAGGUCUUGCAAUGUCCUGUUUUCUUUUCAAUCGACUCAGAGAUAAGCCAGAGUCAGUGGGUCUUCCUCCUGUUCAUAUAUAUCGAGAUGAUUCAGAGUCUGACCAUUCUUCAUCUGCUGAAGAUAAACAUGAAAGAUUGUCUUUUUUGGCAAGUCUUCGAAUUUAUGUCUUUUCCAAUCCAUAUGUUUGGUUAUUAGCUUUGUCUUAUUUUUUUAUUUACUUUAUAAGACAAGGAAUAUCCUCGUGGGCACAUGUAUUUCUUUUGGACUUUAAAGGAGUUACAAGUCCACAAGAGGCUGCAUUUCGAGUAUCGGGUAUGGAAAUAGGAGGUUUAAUGGGUUCUUUGGUUAGUGGUUGGGCUAGUGAUCGUAUGUUGAGAGGAAGAAGGAUUCCAAUCAUCAUUUUAUGGUUGGUUGGAGUUUUGGUUUCUAUCAUAUCAUUAUGGUACAUUCCUGGUUCGUUUCGAUAUAUCACUUGGUUGGUUAUAUUUUCUAUCGGUUUCUUUAUUUACGGACCACAAAUGCUGGUGGGUCUUGCUGGUGCAGAAAUUGUUCAUAAAGACGCAGUAAGCACAACUAUAGGCUUCUUAGGUUGGGUAGCAUAUUUAGGAGCUUCUUUUGCUGGAUUUCCAUUGACCACUCUCAUUGCUCGAUAUGGAUGGCAGGCCUAUUUGAGUAGUUUAAUGGGUUAGGAAUGGGAGAAAGGGUUAAGAAACCUUUAUUGGAUCAAAUGAAAGCAAAAGAUGCUUUUCUUACGGCAUGUGAAUUCUGUGC